Molecule: messenger RNA, 1465 nt
Organism: Carassius carassius (crucian carp)
Lineage: Eukaryota; Metazoa; Chordata; Actinopteri; Cypriniformes; Cyprinidae
Product: monocarboxylate transporter 13-like
Exons: 4
Coding region: 26-1327 (433 amino acids)
Biological process (GO): transmembrane transport; monocarboxylic acid transport
Molecular function (GO): monocarboxylic acid transmembrane transporter activity
Source: RefSeq, a predicted model, not a curated record
AUGAUAUUUUACAGAAGGUGAGAGCAUGGAGAGGUACUUGAGCGACCCGCCGGAUGGUGGCUAUGGCUGGGUCGUGGUCACCUCAGCCUUCUUCAUCAUGGGCCUCACCGCUGCUGUUUUUAAAAACUUUGGUCUGUUUUUCCUUGAAAUCCAAAGUCACUAUGAUGUCCUUAACAGUACUACCUCAUGGGUGACCUCAACCACUAUUGCUGUGUUUCAUUUGGGAGCUCCUCUGGCCAGUGCUCUCAGUAUGCAUCUGUCCCAGCGCGCGGUUAUCGUGGUCGGAGGGCUUCUGGCUACCUCAGGAAUGAUUAUCGCCUCUUUGGACCUCAGCCUGCCUUGGAUGUAUCUGUCUAUUGGUGUACUCCAAGGACUUGGCGUCUCAUUUGCUUGGAUACCAGCUAACAGCAUGGUCAGCCAUUAUUUCAGACGCUGGCGUCCCAUUGCCUAUGCAAUCGCUAGUUCUGGAGAGUGUGUCUUUGCCAUGGGAUUCAGCCCAUUGUUCCAGUGGCUUAUCGACAGCUAUUCUUGGCAGGGGACUCUACUCAUCAUUGGUGGUCUUCAGCUGAAUCUCUGUGUGUGUGGUGCUCUGAUGAAACCCCUCCCAGCUGCAAAAACCUCUAUCCAAGACAAACCUGUGUUUAAAGAAAGCAGAACAUCAAAUAAAGGCACUUUCCAGUGGUCCCUUCUACAGAGGCCUGAGUUGCUGCUAUAUAUUGUGUUUGCCAUCUUAGCGGCGGCAGGUUUCUUCAUCCCACCUCUUUUUCUGGUGCCCUAUGCCAGCAGUUUGGGCAUGGCACAGUACUGGGCGGCCUCGAUUCUGUCAGUGCUGGCAUUGGCAGAUCUGCUCGGCAGACUAGCAUGCGGGUGGCUGGCUAACCUGCGGCUGGUGAGAAACCUGCAGCUGCUGACCAUGGUGGUCACUGCUCUGGGGGUGGUGCUGCUUCUGCUUCCCAUUGCACAGUGCUACUGGAGUAUCCUGGUCUUUGCUUCACUCUAUGGCUUCCUGUUCGGCUGCGUGGUGGCCAUUCAUGUGACGACUAUUGUAGAUAUUGUUGGACUGGAGGGCUUUGACAGCGCUCUAGGGCUCUUCAUGCUGUUACGGAGCUCUGGAGGAUUUGUUGGUCCACCUGCUGCAGGCUGGCUGGUGGACUGGACUCAUGACUUCGGUGCUAGUUUCUACUUCUCUGGCCUCUGCCUUGUCCUGUCUGGGGUUUUCGUGGUGCUUGUUGACAGGCUGGUGAAGAAGAAAAAACUCAAACUACCAGAUUCAUGCACUGAGACUACAGAUCAUCCAAUACUCAAAGUGGACGGUGCAGAUGUUUAAAGGCCACACAAGAUAAUAUUCCAGCGUUUUACUUUUGUUAUAUCAUGAACUGUUGUUUAUUUAAAGCCAUAUUAUUACUUUUCAAAAAAGCAAUAGGCAUUUUGUUAUCUCAACCUCUCACCCUAUAACUUCCAGACA